GAACUUCGAACUUAUAGACGCUCGGCUUGUCAGGCCAACUCACGAACCACCCACGUCGCCAGAAGCAAGUAUCAUAUUCAGGUAGUAGCACACGUCUUGAAGACCUCACGUCUGGGCGCACCGCGACAACGCUGCCCAACUACGGGCAAUGGGGUCACAGGCGAUACGGUUGUGUGCGAUUGGGAGUAGUGAUGUCGCGAGGGCGGUAGUGGUAGUAGCGCUGAUGAUGGCGCGCUGCUGCUUGCUGCCUCUCGCACGCGCUGCACCCGUGCUGGACUCUGACAUGGGUGUGUUGGAGGACCUGGUAUCGGCAUGGGGCACUUUCAACGGCAGCGACACAUGGAGCAGGGGCAGGGACUGCCGCACCAUGACUGCUGUCUACUGCGAUGAGGAUGGCCAUGUCAUUGCGCUCGACCUGCGUGACAAUGAGCUCACAUCAACCAUUCCACUAGAGAUCACAUCCCUGGAGCACCUCGAACGGCUCUCCAUCAUCAACAGUUGGCUGAUUGGCUCUCUACCAACAUUUCUUUUCAUGAUGCCCAAUAUAAAAGACGUUGUUCUCCCAGGAAAUCUGCUUAUAGGCAGCAUACCCGACGUGGGAGACGCAACUGGCCUCCGAUCCCUUGUGAUUGAUGGCAACCAGCUCAGCGGCACCCUUCCCUCUUCCCUGGGCACCCUCUCUGCACUCGCCAACCUCGUUCUGAGCACCAAUGGCUUCUCGGGAUCCAUUCCAGACUCUUUCAGCAAUCUGAAGAACCUUGUGUACCUCUCUUUAGAGUACAAUGGCUUCUCGGGUCCCAUCCCUGCCUUUCUCAGCAACAGUCCUGCAAUGAAGUACCUCGUACUGCAGUACAAUCAGUUCACAGGGCAGAUACCCGACUCCCUUGGUGACCUCACCAACCUUCGAGUGCUGACUGUGAAAGGAAAUCUGUUAACUGGACCUAUCCCAACAGCACUUGGGAACUGCACUUCUUUGACUGAACUCGAUGUGAGCUGGAACAAGCUCUCAGGGUCCAUCCCCGGCAUCCUUGGCAGCCUCCAAGGCCUGAAGCGCUUGGAUGUGCAUCAGAACUUGCUGAGUGGCCCUCUGCCAGACGAGCUGUCACGCCUGCAGCAGCUGGAGCGCUGGGAUGCAAGCACGAACUCUAUAAGUGGGUCGUUGCCUGCAUGGAUUGACAACCUGAAGAACUUGAAUCUGCUUGGCCUGAGCGAGAACGGGCUCCGGGGCUCCCUUCCAGACACACUGGGCAACAUGAAAAAGCUAUCUUACCUGUGGCUCGACUACAACAUUCUUUCUGGAUCCAUCCCCGAGUCGAUUGGAGAGCUCACUGGCCUGGAGACGCUGCUCCUGGAUCACAACUAUCUGUUUGGCACCAUCCCUGCAUCCAUGAACAACCUUCAGCGACUCACUGCCAUGACUCUGUCUUUUAAUUACCUGGUUGGAGAGAUACCUGCAGCAUUCAGCACAUUCACUCGCCUCCGAUACUUUGUUGUGGAGUUCAACCAACUGGUGGGGAAGCUGCCCUCUCUCAAGAUCAUGCCGUCGCUCAAGGCCGUGGCAGCAGGCGGCAACUUCCUCACUGGUGCAGCAGAGGCACCCCCUGCAUGCCCCACGUACCAGCUGCUGCUGCACGCCAACUGCUUCUCUCGCAACCUCACCAUCUGCGGCAGCGAACAAACACAGAAGAGCGCUGGUUUUUGUCAGUGGUUCUGUGGGAACGAGCCCCUGAGCCCCCCUUGCAGUGGCCAUGGAGUGUGCUACGUCCUGCCUCAGAGCAGUGAUCCUGAGUGUGGUUGCGACUAUGGGUACACAGGUGGAACUACCGCAGCCACGUGUGUCCCACAAGGGCCGUACAUCCCUUCCCUCCUCACGUCCUACUCACACCCGAUGGCUCUCUUCCAGUCGGCCUCCUCUGCCCCCAACGGCUCCAUCUUCCUCUCCUCUGCGACAUCCACUGCAUCAUGGGGAGCAGCCUUCACACAGCAGCCCAUCGCCCUCUUCCUCCCCACCACCCGCAAGGCGCCCUGCGACCAGCCCAUUGCCUUCGUCGUGCACUUCGCAUUUCGAAUGACCCCUGCUGCUGGGGCUGCUGGCGCAGGCACCACGGGCAGCAGCUCAGGAGGCGAGGGCCUGGCGUUUUUAGUGAGUGCGGUGGCACCGCAGGGGGCUGCAGCAAGUGUUGGGCUGGGAGGGUUGGGGAAGCGAAGUGUUGGAGUGGAGUUCGACUCGGUGCAGAGUGUGAAGCACAGCGACCCCAACGACAACCACGUGGGCGUCAAUGUGGGCGGCUCACCUGUGUCCCUCGCCUCCGCCACGGCCCCUCUCAUCCUCAACGACGCCCAAACCAAGCACGCCUGGAUCCACUACGACCCCACCAGCGGCGGCACUCUCCGAGUCUUCCUCUCAGCCUCCAGGCAGCAGCCGUCAAAGCCUCUGCUGACGACAAGAGUGUCUCUGUGCAGCGCGCUCAAGCCCACCAUGGGCGAUGCCUCCUUCCUCUUUGGCUUCGUCGCUGCCUCUGCCAACAAUACUCAGAGGCAUGAUAUCCUGUGGUGGGAGAUUGUGACGGGCGUACCAUCUGUGGUGGACUGGCAGCAGCGGCCUCAUGGCAGUGCAUUUGGGCGGGUGGCAUCAGCAGAGGAGGUGGCAGCAGGCAGUGAGGGGGAGAGUGCGCCCUCCUCCUUCCACUAUGCCAGCCUUGCCUUCCAAGCCAAUGCAGAUGGGCUGCCUUCCUGGAACCUUCCGCCUUUUGUCUCUUGGAUGCGGGACGAGACAACAUGGCCUCUGAAGAACCAAUAUGGAUGUGCCGACUCGUCAGCCUAUGCAGUGGUGGCAGCGGUGGAGGCAGCCUACAGCAUCGCGAGCAACGGGUCGCAGCCCCCCGUGCUAUCUGUGGAGCAUCUGCGUGUGGACCUCUCGUCCAACUGCGACGACAUGUCUCCCCGCGAUGUGCUGGCCUUCCUGACGGCUGCCACGCGCAAGGGAGGGGGGCUCGUGGAUGAGGCAGCAGCAGCGGGCGCCACUCAACGCAGCAUGGCGUCUGCAGGCCGGCGGGAGAGGCUCCAGAAGCCCAAGUACUACGGGAUUCAGGGCUUUGAGGAGACCUCGUUUGGCGGGUGGCUGGGGCUUCUGCUGGCCGUGCAGCGGCAGCCAGUGGUUGUGAGAAUAGAGGCAUCCGCACCAUCGUUCAUUGAAUACGAUGGGACGUCCAAGUACGCGGACAGCAGCUGCUUCCACGGGGCGGUGAACCACGCGGUGCUGCUGGUGGGCUAUGCUGUGGAGGGCAGCGCGUCCAGCCCUUUCAGUCUGCCUGCGCCACUCUGGGUGAUCCGCAACUCAUGGGGCAGCGGGUGGGGGGAUGCAGGCCACAUGCUCAUGGACAUGCAGAGCGGCCCGGGCGUCUGCGGCAUCAACACACUUCCGGGGCUCUUCCCCAUCCUCAGAGCUGCUGCUGACCCAUGUGGCAGCAAGUCCGUGCAGCUGACAGCAUCAGCGGGAGUGGCAGCAAGCAAUGCGUUCAACCCGUGUGGGCAGUUCAAGUGCUCCAAGGCCGGAGCAUCCAACCGCUGUGCCUGUGCUGCUCCCCUCUUCGUCCAGGUCGCUCACUCCGACGGCUCCAACACAUGCGCCUAUGUGGAUGCGUGUGGGCUGGCAGGCAGCAACCCGUGUGUGGUGGGCACGUGUGUGAACGAUGGCAGGGGCAGCUAUUCCUGUGUGUGUCCGCUAGGGUUUGUUCAAGGCCCCACAGCUGAGGGAACCCUUUCCUGCGCUCCCGGUGACAGCAAGGGCAGCUACACGGUGCGUGGAAGCAAUGUGCGGUGCUCUCACUUGCUGCCUGUGCUUGGCCUCCCACUGGACCAACUCAAGCAACAGAACAAGAAGCUCUCCUGCUCCAAGCCCAUCCCAGUGGGCUUCAAGCUCACUGUCAAGCCGCCUCAAUCACUUCCCAACUGCUCUCUUUUCUACACCACCCAACCUGGCGACAGCUGUGCAUCAGUGGCAGCGCUCUUUAACCUGACCGAGGGGUGCCCCGUGGAGGGCGAGGCAUGCGAGGAGGCGGUGGUGGGGCUCAAUCCUGGGGUGGACUGUGCAGCGCUCGCGGGCAGCCAGGUCGUGUGUGUGGAGCGGGAGGAGAGCAAGGCGGGGGUGGUGGCAGUGUGUGAGCAGCAGUACGAGCUGCAGGGCAGUGGCAGCUGCGAUGCUGCAAGGAUGGCCGUGGAUCCACCUCUGAGCCCCUUGGAGUUCUACCGCCUCAACCCCGGCAUCAACUGCAACACCCGCCUGCCGACUGAUUCAAUAGAGGGCUACUCACAGCGCAAGGUGUGCAUUGGCAGCAGCACCAGGUACAAGAGUGGCAAGUGCCCUGCAGGCAUGUACAGAGUUCAACCUGGAGACAGCUGCGCCAUGAUUGAGGUGAAGGGGUUUGCCAGCAUUAAGAGCUGCUACAGGAAGAUGAACGGGUUUGAGUGCUUGGAGAAGAUGCCCGUGGGGACAACUGUCUGCACCCCUGAUGCUUCUGGUGCCAGAGUGGGAAUAUGCUCAAUGGGGGUGUAGAAAUGCAUGAAAGCGUAGGUAUGACAGCUCUUGCACAGCAUUUCAUUCACCCACUUUUUUAGCGGGAGAUUUUGAUUCGCUCACUUCAGGGUAAAAUUGUCAACAUAUUGAUGUAUAUUGUAAUAGGCUAGAUAGGUGCAUGCUAUAGCGAGUACAGCACCUAGCACAAAACUACCCUGUACCACCCUUCCAAGUCUA
This is a messenger RNA of Closterium sp. NIES-67, 4753 nucleotides long. Lineage: Eukaryota; Viridiplantae; Streptophyta; Zygnematophyceae; Desmidiales; Closteriaceae. The record is from the annotation of a GenBank genome assembly.